GAAACAGAGCGCGCGGCGGCGGCGGCUUCCCCCUUUACUCGUCAGGUCGCGCUAGGGGCGAACUCGUCACGUGGCUUUACCUCAUCGUUUACGUUUGUGAAGUUGAGUCAAGUCAGGCGAGGAGGCGAGGAGAUGGCAGAGAGAGGCGUUUUCUUCGCGCGAUUUGUACUUUAUCCGCCGCGCGUCGCCCCGGUCGUCUGGCGCGCCGGUGUCGGGCACCCCCCCUAACCAAGCUAGCGCGAGACGGGCCGAUGCUCAGCGCGGCUGCCGCGACCGGAGCGAGAUCGGAGUCGCCGGCGUUCCCCGUCCACCGGGUACCAGGGAAUUCCCCGGGCGGCCUGCUAGGGAAAUGAUCCUCAUGGAGUCUCGGACGCCCGCCGACGGCCCCGGGAAGGUCCCCAGCAAGCUGCCGGGCGCCUCCUCCGGCGCCGCCUCGGCGUCCUCCGCCAGCGCGACCAAGACUUCGGGGACGACGACGACGACCCGGAGUCCCCAGUGCGCCCGGUGCCGGAACCACAACCGAAAAGUGGCCGUGCGUGGCCACAAGCGCUACUGCCCGUACCGCAUCUGUGUCUGCCCAAAGUGCAAGCUGAUCGCCGAGCGCCAGGUGGUCAUGGCGCAGCAGGUCGCGCUGCGUCGGGCCCAGGUCCAAGACGAGGCGAGCGGCCGAGCAGUGUUCGAGGAGGUCGACCCCAAGAGCCUGCUCGACCAGCCGCCCCCGACGGACGUGGUCAAACCGCCGGCCCUGGUCAGCACGGCAAACUCGUUCGCCGCCAACGACUACGCUGGCAGCCACCACCGCAGCCCUGAUGUCCUCAUCACAGCAGGUGAGCCAGUGUACGCGCUCACCUCUAGAUACGUCGGGUAUCAGUGUGAUGCUUAA
Molecule: messenger RNA, 883 nt
Organism: Rhipicephalus sanguineus (brown dog tick)
Lineage: Eukaryota; Metazoa; Arthropoda; Arachnida; Ixodida; Ixodidae
Product: doublesex and mab-3 related transcription factor 1-like
Exons: 2
Coding region: 350-883 (177 amino acids)
Biological process (GO): regulation of transcription by RNA polymerase II; sex differentiation
Cellular component (GO): nucleus
Molecular function (GO): DNA-binding transcription factor activity, RNA polymerase II-specific; RNA polymerase II cis-regulatory region sequence-specific DNA binding
Source: RefSeq, a predicted model, not a curated record